Aspergillus terreus NIH2624 is the source of this 1263-nucleotide messenger RNA. RefSeq names its product putative proline permease. Gene Ontology annotation, biological process: amino acid transmembrane transport. The transcript has a single exon. The record is from RefSeq and is a predicted model, not a curated record. NCBI's taxonomy places the organism in Eukaryota, Fungi, Ascomycota, Eurotiomycetes, Eurotiales, Aspergillaceae. Gene Ontology annotation, cellular component: membrane. Bases 1 to 1263 code for a protein of 420 amino acids. Gene Ontology annotation, molecular function: amino acid transmembrane transporter activity.
AUGCUCACUCAUGCGUAUCAAUACACAUCAUCCCAUUUGGGGUUUUCCUUGGGUUAUCUUCGCUGGUACUCCACCGCUAUGCUCGUGCCCUUUGAAAUCACCAAUGCCAUGGUCAACCUCGGCAUAUGGAAUCCAGGGUUUAAGGUUGCCAUACGGAUCACGCUCGUAGCGAGCGCAAUCUUCGGGUUCAACAUGCUCCCUGAGAGGGUGUUCAAAAGAUCAGAGGCGGUUUUCACCGGCGUCAAAUUUCUCACCACCGUUGGACUCGGCAUUCUCUCCGUGUACUUGGCUAUUCGUGGUGUCCCCGGGUCGGGCAUGCGAGGCUUUCAUUACUGGAACGACCCGGGUCCUAUGAACGAAUUUUUGGUCGAAGGGCCAUUGGGAAGGUGUCUAGGACUAGUCCAGUGCAUCCUCUGCAGUACGAUUUCGUUCAUUUUCAGCCCCGAAUUGAUUGUCCAUCGAAGUGAGCAAGCAAACUCCGAAUCCAGCCGAAGCAUCAUGCAUAUGGCGCAGGUCGACAGCGUCCACCUAUUCGUGCUAUACAUUCUCAGUGCGUUGGCAAUCACAAUCGUCGCCCCCUCAGACGAUCCCUCUUUGACGAACGGCGGGAUGGGUGCUGGAAGAUCGCCAUAUGUCGUGGGUGCCCGAAGGUCAAAGAUUCCGGUCCUGCCGUCCGUCACUGCACUUCUAAUUCUUCUCUCAUCCGUGGCUUCUGGUCGCUCCUUUCUGUAUACCUCCUCUCGCACUUUGUGCUCGCUGGCUGAGACGGGACAUGCGCCACCUUUGUUCAAAGUUCGCAAUAGAUGUGGUGUGCCCUACGUUGCCGUCCUCACCACCACUCUGUUCUCGGGGCUUGCUUACUUAUCGUUGGCUGUUUCCUCGUCUGCAGUGUUCAAUCUGCUGAUGUAUUUCAUCACCACCUCGGGGUACAUUUCCUGGCUUUGUUCGUGUAUCGUCUACCUUCACUUUCGGCGGGCGACGCAAGCGCAGGGGUUCACACCUGUUCAUCGGGCCCGUAUCCAGCCGUACGGCGCGUAUUUCAGCAUGUUUGUGUCCGCUCUACUGCCCGUGGCUAAUGCCGUUAUCAUCGCGGCGCCCACUCGAGGCAUUGGCAGGAGUGCAAUUCCAGUGUACGUGGGCAUAGUCGUGUUUUUGUCGCUUUACUUUGGACAUCAAGCGAGGGCGGCGAUUGCGAAUCGCUUCCAACAAUCACCGAUGCCUGACGAGGAGAAUAGCCCCGUGCGCACCAAGGUCUCGGAUUGA